Messenger RNA from Brassica rapa (field mustard), 504 nucleotides. Its product is annotated as auxin-responsive protein SAUR21. NCBI's taxonomy places the organism in Eukaryota, Viridiplantae, Streptophyta, Magnoliopsida, Brassicales, Brassicaceae. The record is from RefSeq and is a predicted model, not a curated record. Gene Ontology annotation, biological process: response to auxin.
AAUCAUCAACCAGCAAGCAGCAAUCCAAUAACUUGAAUCUUUUCAUACUUCUCUUCAAAAGAGUUUAAAAUUUCAGACAAAUGGCUUUGGUUAGAAGUUUGUUGGGUGCAAAGAAGAUUCUUGGUCGUUCCGUAACAGCAACAGCUUCUACAAGCAAAAGAGCAACCAUGGCGGCACCACCAAAAGGGUUUCUUGCGGUGUACGUAGGAGAGAGUCAGAAGAAGAGAUAUGUGGUGCCAAUCUCAUACUUGAGCCAGCCCUCAUUUCAAGCUCUCCUCAGCAGAUCUGAAGAAGAGUUUGGGUUUGAUCAUCCAACGGGUGGCUUAACUAUCCCUUGUCCUGAAGAUACUUUCAUCAAUGUUACUUCUCGGCUUCAUUGAUGAUUAUCCAUCAUAUUGUUCAUCUAGUUAGAGAUAGACUUGUACCUUGUAAAUAGAUGAUUUUUUCUCUUCUUCUUGAAAGAGUUGUUCUAUAAUUUUUUGAAAGUGAAUGACAUAGACACAA